Rosa chinensis is the source of this 1291-nucleotide messenger RNA. Its product is annotated as p21-activated protein kinase-interacting protein 1-like. The transcript has 3 exons. The record is from RefSeq and is a predicted model, not a curated record. Bases 43 to 1071 code for a protein of 342 amino acids. NCBI's taxonomy places the organism in Eukaryota, Viridiplantae, Streptophyta, Magnoliopsida, Rosales, Rosaceae. Gene Ontology annotation, molecular function: protein binding.
AACACAGCAGCAACCAAACCAAAUCUCCCCGCCACCACCACCAUGAGUCUAAUCGCCGGCUCCUACGAGAAAUUCUUAUGGGGCUUCAAGCUCAAACCCCAAAACACCGACCCUAAUUCCAAAACACUAACCCUAAUCCCCCUCUUCUCCUACCCCUCCCACCUCUCCGCCAUUACCUCCGUCGCCACCGCCGGCCCCGCCGCCGCCUCCGGAGGCUCCGACGACACCAUCCAGCUCUACGACCUCUCCCACGCCACCUCCGUCGGCUCCCUCAACGACCACGCCGCCACCGUCACCGCCCUCUCCUUCUUCGCCCCUCCAAACCUCUCCGUCCCCCUCAACCUCGUCUCCGGCGACGCCGACGGCACCUUCUGCAUCUACGAGGCCGACCCCUUCGUCCUCCUCAAGAGCCUCAAGCCGCACCGCAAGGCCAUAAACGACUUGUCGUUGCACCCCUCCGGGAAGCUAGCUUUGACUGUGGGGAAAGAUGAGUGCUUGGCGAUGAUUAACUUGGUGAGGGGGAGGAGGAGCUUUUAUUGCAGGUUGGGGAAGGAGGCUAGCUUGGUGGACUUCAAUGGGUCCGGGGAUAAGUUCUAUUUGGCUACUGAGGAGAAAGUGACUGUUCAUGAGGCUGAGGAUGCCAAAUUGGUUUGCGAAAUGGAGAAUCCGAAAAGGGUUCUUUGUGCUGAGCCCGGUGAGAAUGGACUUCUAUUUACUGGUGGUGAGGAUCGGGGUAUUACAGCUUGGGACACAAACACUGGGAAGGUUGCAUAUCACAUUGAGGAUGCACAUUCAACCCGCGUUAAAGGGAUUGUGGUGUUGAAAAGCAGUUCUGGUGAUGUAGACAAUGAGGAUCCGUAUCUUGUAGCAUCUGGGUCGUCGGAUGGGGUUAUACGGGUUUGGGAUGUUCGUAUGGCUGUCAAGGAUAAUAAGCCAAAUCCCUUAGCUGAGGCUAAUACAAAAUCAAGGCUUACUUGUCUUGCCGGAUCGUCUCUUAAAUCUUUCAAACAACCACAGGUUGGAAAAAGAGUUCAGAAAGAAAAGCAUGAUGCAGCAAAAGAUGGCAAAUAAGUUUAUAACCAUAUCGUACGGCUAACCCUUCAAAAUGGCUUGAGAAUUUGUAGAGGCUUUAUUUUGUGUGUGCCUAUGUGGUUGUUGGCAUUGCCAAUAAACCUUAAACUGAUAUUUGUUACCCGAAGGGGCUGUGUUGUUUCAACAUAUCAAUUUUGUCAUAAAACUUGUUUGUAUCAGUAUCAGUAUCAAUGUUAAAAGUAUUUAUCGUCUUUCUCAA